Messenger RNA from Rhododendron vialii, 1592 nucleotides. RefSeq names its product ADP-ribosylation factor GTPase-activating protein AGD5-like. Gene Ontology annotation, molecular function: GTPase activator activity. The record is from RefSeq and is a predicted model, not a curated record. Lineage: Eukaryota; Viridiplantae; Streptophyta; Magnoliopsida; Ericales; Ericaceae.
CCCCUUCCCUCCCAGCGCACAACUCAGAGAAACCCUCAUGUCGGUUCCAAGUUCCAACGGUCCCCUCUCUCUCUCCUCGGUGAACGUCGAGCAUCUCCAACAGCCUCAGUUGGAGAUUUCCGGCGAACUGGCGAGGAAAACCUCCCGAAGCCAGACCCAACGGCCUUGUCUCCGGCUCGCUAGUUAAUCCGCCGCCAAAACGCCUUGCCUGUUCUGGCGAGAUUUUCCAGCCUCGCUUGCCCUCGCCUCUCUCUCUCUCCGCAGACCAAGCAGCUUCCCUGGCCCUCGAUGACGGCAGAAACGUGGAUCUGGAGAAAUCGACGACGGCGGAUUCCGGAAUUAAAACCCACGCUACAGUGCCUCUCCCGCCCUCGUCCGUCGUCGACUUCCCGGCGAGUUUCCCGGUCGGGUACUCGGGUUGGUCAGGUUGUCGGUCGGUCGGGAAAUCUGGACAGCCCUAGUUAAGGGGCUCCUUGGGCGUUUGAAUUUCAAGCUAAUAUGCUUGAUAGCAAUAUCCCUCUUGAGUGGUGGCGAGAAGAUGCUGGAAGGGCUUCUUAAAUUGCCAAAGAACAGGGAAUGUGCUGAUUGCAAAUGCAAGGGUCCACGGUGGGCUAGUGUUAAUUUGGGCAUUUUGAUAUGCAUGCAAUGUUCUGGAAUCCACAGAAGUCUUGGAGUCCACAUAUUGAAGGUGAGAUCUGCUACCCUGGACUCAUGGCUUCCUGAACAGGUUGCAUUUAUCUAGUCAAUGGGGAAUGAGAAGUAAAAUAGCUAUUGGGAAGCAGAGCUAACCCCUAAUUAUGAUAGAGUUGGGAUUGAGAAUUUCAUUCAUGCUAAGUAUGAAGAUAAAAGAUGGGUUCCUAAAGACAACAAACAGUCACCUGCUAGAGCUCUGGAAGACAAGGCUUCUGUGCAGCAGCAGAUACCUGGGGAUAGGAGCGGACAUGACCAUGGUAGCAAUUCUGAAAAUCCAUCUGAGGAAAGGAAAAAAAACUUUCAAGAACAUCGCACAAGGCAAACCAUUCCGGCUACUAUGAGGAUUAGUUUACCUGUACCCCCUAAAGGACCUCCUAAAGGACCUAAACUAGUUACCCCACCGCCAAAGGCUCAACAGAUCACUGAGAAGAAGUCAGAACCAAUAGGGGCGUCUUCUAAAUCAAUAAAGCAGGCGGUAGAAUGUAGUCUAGCUGUCUCUGCCCUGAAAGUUGAUUUUGCUAUUGAUCUCUUCAACAUGCUUUCAAUGGAUGGUCCUAGUGUAAAUAGCUCAGAGGCUGCCUCUGCGGAUGAUAAUGCAUGGGUAGGUUUUCAAUGAUCAGCAGCUGAUAAAUCUGGCUCCACAGAACCAGAUGCUCAGAAGACGCAUUCUUCUUUUGGUAUUGAAGAUCUGUUUCAAGACUCCCCUUCUGUAGUUUCUGCGGUGUCGGAAAAGCCUAAAAAAGAUGCUAAAACUGAUACUAUGAGCCUUUUUGAUAAGGCACAAGAACAAUACCUCAUAUGGUCAUACCCAUUUGACAAUAUCAUGAAAUCAGUUAAGAGUCAACAAGAAGAGGACGAAGAGAUGGUUUCCAAGAGAGGUCUCUCUUCCAAUAAUAAAG